Sus scrofa (pig) is the source of this 5718-nucleotide messenger RNA. RefSeq names its product MON1 homolog B, secretory trafficking associated (gene MON1B). Gene Ontology annotation, cellular component: Mon1-Ccz1 complex. NCBI's taxonomy places the organism in Eukaryota, Metazoa, Chordata, Mammalia, Artiodactyla, Suidae. The record is from RefSeq and is a predicted model, not a curated record. Gene Ontology annotation, biological process: vesicle-mediated transport; protein targeting to vacuole.
AGAGAGAGGGGUCGGGAGCCCCAGGGAGCAAAUAAACCUUCGCGACCGGAAGUGCCUUCCGAGCGCAGGCGGACCCGGAAGUGUGGCAAGACUGCAGCCACACCCGGAAGUGUGAUUCUCCCGCAGCUACGGGAAGUAAUGAUACCUGGCCAAUUGAGAUACGGAGUUAAAACAGGGAUGUUCAGAUGGAGGCCGGAGGAGACAUUGCUGCCCCAGCCCCCGGGGACGCGGAGGACUUGGAGGACACGCGGUUCCCCAGUGAGGAAGCUAGAGAUGGUGGAGGGGUUCAAGAGGACCCGCCCGAUCCUGGAGAUGGAAGCGUGGAGGAAACAGGAUCCGAGACCAAGGACCAGCCACCCAGCCUGCCGCUCCCGUCAGAGGCUCCAUCAUGCCCCUAUGGGUUCUGGGGUCCUGCAGCCUCUGAGAGUUGUCCCAUGGGUGGCCCUGAGAGUGGCUCAGGGGCCCAGGGCGGGGACCCCAGUGACGAGGACUGGCGCAGCAAGAGGAAGCACGUGUUUGUGCUGAGUGAAGCCGGGAAGCCCAUCUACUCUCGGUACGGUAGCGUGGAGGCACUGUCAACAACCAUGGGCGUGAUGACAGCCCUCGUGUCUUUUGUGCAGAGUGCAGGAGAUGCCAUUCGUGCCAUCUAUGCUGAGGACCACAAGCUGGUGUUCCUACAGCAGGGCCCACUGCUGCUGGUGGCAGUGUCAAGGACUCCUCAGUCAGCCGCCCAGCUGCGGGGGGAGCUGCUGGCGGUGCACGCACAGAUCGUGAGCACUCUGACACGCGCCAGCGUGGCCCGCAUCUUCGCGCGCAAGCAGAACUACGACCUGCGCCGCCUGCUGGCCGGCUCCGAGCGCACCCUGGACCGGCUUCUGGACAGUGUGGAGCGAGACCCCGGUGCGCUGCUCCUGGGCGCCGUGCGCUGCGUGCCUCUGGCUCGCCCGCUGCGGGAUGCUCUGGGCGCGCUGCUCCGACGUUGCACAGCUCCUGGCCUGGCGCUCUCGGUGCUGGCGGUUGGCGGUCGCCUGGUGACCGCAGCCCAGGAGCGGACUGUGCUGGCCGAGUGCCGGCUGGACCCAGCUGACCUGCAGUUGCUGCUGGACUGGGUGGGGGCCCCGGCCUUUGCUGCAGGCGAGGCAUGGGCACCGGUGUGCCUGCCCCGCUUCAAUCCCGAUGGUUUCUUCUAUGCCUACGUGGCCCGUCUCGACGCCAUGCCUGUCUGCCUGCUGCUGCUUGGCACCGACCCUGAGGCCUUCCAUGACAUGGCCACCUGCCGGCGCCUGGUUGAAGAUGGCAUGCACUCCCUUGGGGCCAUGCGUGCCCUCCGGGAGGCUGCCAGCUUCUCCGAUGCCCCAUCAGCCAAUGCCUCUGCCUACAGUGUGCAGGCUGUGGGGGCACCUGGCCUCCGGCACUUCCUCUAUAAGCCGCUGGACAUCCCCGACCAUCACCGCCAGCUGCCCCAGUUUACCAGUCCUGAGCUAGAAGCCCCGUACAGCAGAGAGGAAGAGCGCCAGCGCCUGUCGGACCUGUACCACCGCCUGCACGCCCGCCUCCAUAACACCUCCCGGCCUCUGCGCCUCAUUUACCACGUGGCAGAGAAGGAGACGCUGCUGGCCUGGGUGACCUCCAAAUUUGAGUUGUAUACCUGCCUCAGCCCCCUGGUGACCAAGGCGGGUGCCAUCCUCGUAGUGACCAAACUCCUGCGUUGGGUGAAGAAAGAGGAGGAUCGGCUCUUCAUUCGUUACCCACCCAAGUACUCGACACCCCCAGCAGCCCCAGCUGCCUCUACAGACCAAGCUUCCCAUAACGGCUUGUUCACUGGACCUUGAGAGGCAGAGCUCCCAGACUGGGCCGUGUGGGGAACCACCACCUUCGGCUUUUACCUUAUCUCCAAGGAGCAGGGUGUGGGGGUUAGUGGUGGUGGUGUGUCCCCGUCUUCCUGGGCAAUGGAGCAAGAUCCGAAGGGCUGCCCGCAAAUGAUGGGUGGCAGCCUGACUGCACACAGGCGAGAGGCUGCUUCCUCAGCCCCCUCACGCCCUUCCACCUCUGGGAGACUCCUAAGCCUCCCUCUUCCCCUCCCUCUGCCUUGCCUCACCGCAUCCACUUGAUGUUGCAGCCUCUGUCAGGGAAGAAAAACUGCACCUAACGGGCCCCAAACCCACGCCCACAAGGACAUCCCUUUGCCUUUCAUGUACUUCGUUUUUACCCAGUCAAAAACGACCCCAUCAGUGUUGGCUGCAGCUGCUGUGAUGAGAGGUGGCUGAGAUCCAGAAUUUUUACACAGGGACACUUAGCUUCCACAGCUCAUUCUACUCAUGCGUAUCAUGGAGAUAACCUCUCAGAGGCUGUUACAGGAGGAUGUGUGAGAGAGCAGGGACUUGAACCCUUGUAGAACACCACACAGCACAUGCCCGUUUGUGCCAGACUUUCACAACCGGCACAACACAAGCAACCUAGAGAGGGAGACCGCCCCCUGGUUUCUCUGGGGGCGCACAGCCCUUGCUCCGCAACCAUGAAGAUGCUAGCUCAGCCCUUCUCUUCGCGCACCUGAAGUCAGGGGCCUCGUGGGGGAACGUGCGCUGUAAGGUGCACUCUACGCAUGCGCACUAACUGCCACUCAAGCUCAGUGCGGACCACUUCCGGGAGCUGAAACCUUGCGCCGCAACCUGGUCAACCAAUGAGCAGAGGCGCACUGGACGCAUGCGCGCUGUACAACUUUCCCACUGCCCUUCUGUGUGUUUUUGUUUUUUUAAAACCAAUCCUCACCCAAAGCGCAGGCGCACCAGCCUUGCCCUAGAAAUGGCCAUGGCCGGGGAGUUGGAGCAUGUGGACCUGGGGCCGCCAGAAGUCGUGGAGGAGGUUGAGGAGGCUGAAGGUACUGGGGGCACUUGGGCGUCUGGCGGCCAGGGCGGAAGGGAAGGAGCUUUGUCUCCUUAAAAUAAUGAAAUAUUGAUCGCAGUACCGAAAAAAAGUACAAUUGUAAGCCUUUUAUAGAAAAAAAAUGCUGUUUGAAAAAGUGAAGAUAACGUGUUUUCUCACCAUCUAGAUUAACUGUUGGAAGUUUUUUGGCUCUAUUGUUUACAUAUUUUAAAGUAAACAGUAGACUAAACACUUAAGUCUGCAUCCCUUCAAACAGAAAAGGGGUGGAUGUUCUCACAAAAUCCACUCAGCUGCUGCCACAUCUAAGAAAAUUAACGUAAUUCCCUAACCGCAUUUCACACGCAACUCGCAACUCGUAUCACACUUUGCAUGGACUCUUAGAUCUCAGUCGUGAAUGGCCACUCCCACAGGAACCUUCUUUGCUCCAAGGUAUUUUUGUUGAUAUUGAUACACCACACCCCAGUGAGAGGAAAAAUAAAAGUUGGAAAUUACAGUCUAGCCGAAAGAAGAAAAUCUCCCAAGCCAGUGACCCACUGCUAUGCCACUAGAGUUGUGGGGGUCUUUUGUUUUUGUUUCUGUUUUGCUUUUUAGGGCUGCACCUUCCACAUAUGGAAGUUCCUAGGCUAGGGGUUAAUUGGAACUUCACCUGCUGGCCUACGCUAGAGCCACAGCAACGCCAGAUCUCAGCCACGUGUGUGACCUUCACCACAGCUCAUGGCAACACUGGAUCCUUAACCCACUGAGGGAGGCCAGGGAUUGAACCUGCGUUCUCAUGGAUACUAGUCAAGUUUGUUUCCACUGAGUCACAAUGGGUACUCCCUAACAUUGUUAAUUUUAGAAAAUUUCAGAAUAUACCAAAGCACAGAAAAGAGCAUGAUGAAUGCCCAUGUACCCAUCACUCUGCUUCAACAGUUGUUGACUCUGCCCUCCUUUUCUCUCCCUCUGACCCCCCCUACUUCACACUUAUUCAUAAAUGCACUGAAUUGCAUCAUUCCAGAUAAUUAUAGUUAUAUAUUUGUGUAUUGUCUGUCCUAGGAUGUGAGCUUCAGGCGGGCAGAUCAUCGAUUGCCAUUUUCCCAGCACCUAAAACAAUGCCCGGUUGGCAUAUAGUAGAUGCUCAGUAAUUUUCUUUUUUUAUUGUAUGAAUAAUGAGAUAACUAACACUGAGAGCUCUCCUAGAUUAUGGCUUCACAUUAAGUGCCAGCUUUCAACAAGAAAUAAGAAAGAUGCCAAUAGAACUCCUUUAAUAAACUAUACUAUAGGUACCAUUUUGCUGAGAAAGAAAAAAAGAAAAGAAAAACCUUAUUAUCAGUUUUUUUUUUUUUUUUUUAAGAAGUUAUGAUUUACUUCACCAGCAAUGGAGACAAUUGAAAAGCAUAUCAGGUUACCGUUUCUAAACCUUUGAGGAGUUCCCUUCGUGGCUCAGCGGUUAACGAACCCGACUAGGAUCCAUGAGGAUGUAGGUUCGAUCCCUGGCCUUGCUCAGUGGGUUAAGGAUCCAGCAGUGAGCUGUGGUGUAGGUUGCAGAUGCAGCUCAGAUCCCACAUGGCUGUGGCUGUGGUGUAGGCUGGUGGCUACAGCUCCAAUUGGACCCCUAGCCUGGGAACCUCUAUAUGUGGUGGGUAUGGCUUUAAAAUAGCUAAAAAAAUAAUCAUAAUUAAAAUAAAAUAAAUCUUUGAAAUUGGCCUUAGAAAGGAAGGGGUAUCUGCUACUGAUUACUCACAGAACAAACUUAUUUUGCCUCAACAGCAGAAGUGGCUAGGAAAGGCUUUACUAAAGGAAGUUUUGCAGAUUUUUUUUCUUUUUUUCCCAAGCUAGGGUUCAAAUGGGAGCUGCAGCUGCCGGCCUGCACCACAGACAGCCACAGCAACCGCAGCCUCAUGGAUACUAGUCCCGUUCAUUGCUGCUGAGCCAUGAUGGGCACUCCCAUGGCAGAAUACUUUUCACAUCUCAAAUGCUAUUUCAUAUCUUUAGUCACCAUACUUGGUAAUCAGAAUACACAGAUUUGUGAUCCAGGCAUCGGCAUUGGAAUGUUGACCUAAGCAAAACACAGGAGCAGUCCCAGAAGUGGCGAAAUUUAGGUAUAUCCACGCACUUUGAAAUGCCUGUGUAGUGGACAUUUGCUUUUCUUAAGAGGCAGGAAGAAAUAAUUAUUUUACUUUAAUUAGCUAAAAUUAAUUUUAAAAGGCUAAGAUCGGGAUUCAUUGACACAGUACGCUUUAAGAGAUAAUAUUCUUAGGAGAGACCAGCAAGUUGGGGUUAAAGAAAGAGGCAGUUCGACUGUGAUCCUGAAUGUGUUGCACAGAAAAACGUCUGAAGUCUCAGAGGCCCGUCUGGUGACUCUAAACAAGGGACUUGGAUUUGGGGGACUGAGCAGAGGUGGAAGCAUUUUUUAAAAGGAAAAUGUAAGUAGUACGAAAUAACUAAAAAAUAAGAGGAAAAAAUAUUGAAUGGCAUCCGAGGAUCAUACAUGAAUAUUGGUCAGUAUUAACAUCUCGGGAGUUCCCAGGUGGCUCAGCAGGUUCAGAACCUGGUGUUUUCACUGCUGUGGCUCAGGUUCCAUCCCUGGCCUGGGAAUUUUUGUAUGCAGCCAAAAGAAGAAAAAAAUUAACAUCUCGAUUUUGAUGGUUAUCCAGCAGUUACCUGGUAGAGUCCCCUCAUAAAUAGGAACUAUACAUUGGAAUAUUAGUAAAUAAUGGAUCAUGAUGCCUGUGAUUUAUGUGCAGAAAUGUUCAUUAAUUGGAAUUCUGGUACAAGGGCAAAUAGUACUGUGGCCUAUUUCUACAACUUUUAUGUACACCUGAAAUUAUUUCACAAUAAAAUGUUUCAAAGGGG